Myotis davidii is the source of this 1457-nucleotide messenger RNA. RefSeq names its product hemicentin-2-like. Gene Ontology annotation, cellular component: neuronal cell body; axon; plasma membrane. The transcript is spliced from 9 exons. The record is from RefSeq and is a predicted model, not a curated record. Gene Ontology annotation, biological process: homophilic cell-cell adhesion; synapse organization. Bases 21 to 1457 code for a protein of 478 amino acids. Gene Ontology annotation, molecular function: axon guidance receptor activity. Lineage: Eukaryota; Metazoa; Chordata; Mammalia; Chiroptera; Vespertilionidae.
AACCUUGUUGGAAUCUACGUAUGCUUGUCCGGGUACUUCCCCCAUUUGUGAUCCCCAUUCUGCCUCUUUCCUCCCCCCAGCCUGUGACCCCCCACGAGCGGCUCCGUGUCCUGGGCGAAGGGCGGCUGCUGCAGAUCCAGCCCACGCAGGUCUCCGAUUCGGGGCGGUACCUGUGCGUGGCCACCAACGUGGCCGGCGAGGACGACCAGGACUUCAACGUGCUCAUCCAGGUGCCCCCCAUGUUCCAGAAGGUGGGUGAUGCCAGUGCGACCUUCGAGACCCUGUCCCGGGAGGAGGAGGCCCGGGGCGGGGUGACAGAAUACCGGGAGGUCGUGGAGAACAACCCCGCAUACCUGUACUGCGACACCAACGCGGUCCCGCCCCCGGAGCUCACCUGGUACAGGGAGGACCAGCCCCUCUCAGCCACGGACGGGGUGUCUGUCCUGCAAGGAGGCCGGGUCCUGCAGAUCCCCCUGGUGCGCGCGGAGGAUGCUGGGAGGUACUCGUGCAAGGCCUCCAACGAGGUGGGCGAGGACUGGCUGCACUACGAGCUGAUGGUGCUGACCCCACCUGUGAUCCCGGGGGACACGGAGGAGCUGGUGGAGGAGGUGAUCGUCAAUGCCAGCAGCACUGUCAGCCUACAGUGUCCAGCCCUGGGCAACCCCACGCCCACCAUCUCGUGGCUCCAGAACGGGCUGCCCUUCUCCCCGAGCCCACGGCUGCAGGUCCUGGAGGACGGGCAAGUCUUGCAGGUUUCCACGGCAGAGGUGGCCGACGUUGCCAGCUACAUGUGUGUGGCCGAGAACCCGGCGGGCUCCGCGGAGAAGCUCUUCACACUUAGGGUGCAAGUCCCCCCGCACAUCACAGGCCCGGACUCAGAGCAGGUCACCGCCACCCUCAACAGCAGCGUGUCCCUCCCCUGCGACAUCCGUGCUCACCCGGGCCCCGAGGUCACGUGGUACAAGGACGGCCAGGCCCUCUCCCUGGGCGAAGGCGCCUUCCUCCUGCCUGUUCCCCCCACCUUCAGGCAGGCUCUCGGCGGCCCCCAGGAUGGGUUCCCAGUGAAGGCAGGGGACAAGGCCGUUCUGAGCUGUGAGACAGACUCGCUCCCUGAGCCAGCUGUGACCUGGUACAAAGAUGGGCAGCCCCUGGUCCUGGCGCCGCGGACCCAGACUCUGCAGGGUGGGCAGAAGCUGGUGAUCCUGGACACCCAGGUGUCAGAUAAAGGUGUGUACAGCUGUAAGGUCAACAACACGGCUGGAGAGGCCAUGCGGGCGUUCGUCCUCACCGUCCAGGUGCCCCCAACGUUUGAGAACCCCAAGACGGAGACAGUGAGCCAGGUGGCUGGGAGCCCCCUGGUGCUGACCUGUGAUGUCACCGGGGUCCCUGCCCCCAGGGUCACCUGGCUGAGGGACAGAAUGCCCGUUGGUGAGUGCAUCCGAUUCUCCUCUUUUUAG